AUGGCCCGGAUAAUGGCAAACGCGCCGACCUGGGCAGUCGUUCUGGGAACUAUGCGCACGGACGAGUUGAGCGGUGCAGCCUGGAGUGCGGUGCGCCCGUGGGUCUCGUCUGCGGCAUCGGCGCUGGUGACACUCGUGCAACUGGGGCAGUUUAUACCGCAACAUAUUGAGUUAUAUCAACGCAAGAGUGUUGUAGGGCUUUCUGCGUGGACGAUCUUUUUCGGCUCCCUGUACACGUACCUGACCAUGAUCGACUACCUCGUGCAGAGCCGCGGAGUAUGGCUCCGAGCGUGCACCCGAGGUUGGCUGGUGUGCUUCACUGAGAUCCAGCCGUUUGUGCAGGUCGUUGGUUCGUGGCUGCUCGUGAGCCUGCUCUGGUUCUGGUACCUACGUUACGAGAAACUGGAUGAGGCGCGCGAAUUGCAGCGAAUCCGAGCCGGCAUCGUGUUCUCUGACUCUCCAGCGGACGCUCACUGGAAGAGCCCACGGACGGAAACCGUCUCCAAGUUGACGAGUCCGCGUCCAGGGCCGUCGACGCCUCUGCUGAGCACCGAUGAGAACUCGGCCAGCGACCCCGAGGCCGACGCGACCCCCGACCCGCAGUGGUGGCAUGCAGUCCCGCGCGAGCACCGUCGGCACGCGCACUAUCGUCACCACCGCUAUUAUUUCGACGAUUCCGCACAUGCGGCGCUCUUUUUCAAGAUAUUCUUGCUGGUAGUGGUGCUGGUGGCGGUCCCUGCUGCCGGUCUGAUUGGCGGCUACGACACUGGGUCGGGCUGGCUCACCGUCCUGUUCGCUGAUGUGUGCGGCUACCUGGCGACGCUUUUGUGUACAGUGAUGUGGAUACCCCAGAUUAUUACCACUUACACCUACGGACAUCGUGGAAGUUUGUCCACGUUGUGGGUUCUCUUCACGUUCAUAUCGGACGUUGUCUAUAGCUUGUAUUUGGCUGCGCUGGGGGUUCCCUUCAGCGUCUGGGCGAACAAUGUUCCGGACGGGCUCUGCGCAGUCUUUCUCUUCUUCCUGAUUCGGGUCGAGGAACGACGGGAACGUGAGAACACCUCUAAGUUGCAUGCACCUGCAGGUGCUAGCGUAGAGCCCAAUGAAUCUCCGGGCGGGUGCAGUGGUGUCUGUGAUCGGUUACGGGACAGUCAAAGGUCCAGCGAAUGCCCGUCAAUGUGA
Molecule: messenger RNA, 1182 nt
Organism: Cyanidioschyzon merolae strain 10D
Lineage: Eukaryota; Rhodophyta; Bangiophyceae; Cyanidiales; Cyanidiaceae
Exons: 1
Coding region: 1-1182 (393 amino acids)
Source: RefSeq, a predicted model, not a curated record